Pelmatolapia mariae (spotted tilapia) is the source of this 1083-nucleotide messenger RNA. Its product is annotated as chemokine XC receptor 1-like. The record is from RefSeq and is a predicted model, not a curated record. The transcript has 3 exons. The coding region runs from base 1 to 1083 and encodes 360 amino acids. Gene Ontology annotation, molecular function: C-C chemokine receptor activity; C-C chemokine binding. Gene Ontology annotation, cellular component: membrane; external side of plasma membrane. Gene Ontology annotation, biological process: G protein-coupled receptor signaling pathway; positive regulation of cytosolic calcium ion concentration; calcium-mediated signaling. NCBI's taxonomy places the organism in Eukaryota, Metazoa, Chordata, Actinopteri, Cichliformes, Cichlidae.
AUGGCAAAUCUAGCCAAUUUAACCUAUGAUAACUUCAGCUAUGACGAUGACUACGAGGAUGAAAUCUGUGAUAAGAGUGAAAUGGUGAUAUUUGGAUCCUUUGCCAUUCCGAUUUUCUCUGUUGUGAUCACACUGAGCCUGACAGGAAACAUUCUUGUCCUCAUAAUCCUGGCUUUGUAUGAAAAACCUAAAUCUCUGACCAACAUUUUCAUCCUCAACUUGGCCAUCUCUGACCUCGUCUUCACCAUCGGUCUUCCUUUCUGGGCCAUUUACCACGUCCAGGGAUGGGUGUUUUCUGAAAUUCUCUGCAAAGUUGUGACUUUUAUCUUCUUCACUGGGUUUUACAGCAGCAUUCUCUUCCUGACCAUCAUGACCAUCUACAGGUACCUGGCUGUGGUCCAUCCUCUGUCUGAUCUCAGCACACCUAAACACUCCAUCGGGGUGUUUCUGUCUGUCCUGAUUUGGAUAAUCAGCACUGGAGCAGCCAUGCCCUCACUCCUCUUCAGCUCAAUCACCAAGGUCUACCACAAAAAUAAUUACUCACAGGGCUGUGAAUAUAGUGAUCCAGUGUGGGAAACUGUUGGUGUCAUCCAACAGAAUGGUUUCUUCCUAGUUGCUGUUGUAGUCAUGACUUUUUGCUUCAUAAUAAUUAUGGAAAGAAUCAUAAGAACAAGAUCUCACACGAGCAACAGAGCAGUCAAGUUAGUCUUCUGUAGAGUUGCUCUAUUCUUCAGUGCCUGGGUGCCGUACAAUGUUGUAAUCUUUUUGAGGGUCUUGCCUGCUCAUGUGGUCCCGUCAUUAGAUGAAUGUGAAGCAAGCACCCAGCUUGACUAUGCCUUCUACGCUUGCAGGCUCAUUGCUUUCUCCCACUGUUGCCUGAAUCCCAUCUGUUAUGCAUUUGUUGAUGUGAAGUUUAGGAGUCAUUUAAAGUUAUUGCAGUGUGCCUUUACGCACUACUACUACUACAACUACUACAACUACUACACCAAAAACAACUACUACACCAAAAACAACUACUACACCAAAAACAACUACUACACCAAAAACAACUACUACACCAAAUACCACAAAGUUCAGCGCUAA